CCUCUCCACCUUGGCCUCUCCCUUCAUUCCGCCAAUAUGGCCUCUCGACCACCAUCUCUCACACUCUAUGCCCUGACCCCUUCACCCAGUUCACACCCCUCGCUCCCGCUCCUCGAUCCAUCCUCCCUCUACCUCGCAACCCUCCUCCUCACGCAAUGCCCAACCACGUCCUUCUGCGUAAGACCGCCCAACCUCCUCCUCCAUAAGUCCUUGCCCCGUCUCGAGGUGAGCGGCAGUGGAGUGCUGCUAGCUGAGGGAGUCAAGGGGAUGGAGAGAUGGGUCAUGGCAAGGCGCUCCCCGUCUGCCAGCGGCGAGAAGGAGGGAGCAGAAGGAGCAGCAGAAGAAGAAGACGUGCAACAAGCAGCCCUCUCCGCCUACCUUGAACGACACAUCGAGCCCCUCGUCUACUCCAUUCUCUUCCCCUCCAGCACCGGCGGCUCUUCUUCCGGUGGCGCAGCCUCUUCUUCUUCUUCUUCCUCCGCCACCUCGUCACCAUACGAACCCAUCUUCUCCCACCUCACCUUCCCCGGCUGGGCAUCCCAUCUCCCCUUCCCCGCUUCUCGCUCACUACCGCACAGCGUACGAAAGGGGGUCGAGCAGUCCUUGCCCAAGGAGUGGAGAAGACCAAAGAGCAGUGCAUCGAAGAAGGGAGGAGGAGUGGCGGGACAGGAGAUGGGAAAGGGGAGAGAAGAGGGACCAGAGAGGGUGCAGUUAGGCAAGCCUUCGCGGAGUGCUUUUUGGGGGUUUGGGAGGAGGGAGAAGGAGGGGUGGAGUGAUGAGUUUGAGAGAAAGAGGCUUACCGGCCUCGCACGUCGUACCCUCGCCCCGGUCGUCUCAUGGCUCGCCUCCCACCCUUCACCUACCACUUCCUUACCCUCACCCGCGGAGGUCCAGCUCUUCUCCCUUCUCGCCCCAAUCCUGCUCUGCACAGCUCCUAAAGCGCUCGAGGCGCUACGAAGCCAUCCUGUGGCUCAUCUGCUGCUCGAGUUGGAGGAGUACGCCCAGCUGCGGGAGUGGGUGAGAAGCAGAAGCGAAGAGUGGUGGAGUCUCUGCGCGCCCCGAGAGGGGGAAACCUGGGUUGGCAGAAGGCUGGUAGGAGGGCAAGAAGGGGAGACGCUGCCUACUGUGACUCGCGAGAACGACAGCGUGCCCGCAGCUGCUGCUCCCUCGAGCUCGACGACGGCGCCAACUGCCCCUUCAUCCUCGUCCUUCAAGAGGUCAUGGAGCUCCUACAUCCCCUUCUUCGGCGGGCACUCCAGCGACGCAUCCUCAACCAAAGGCUCUGCUGCGAACACCGAGCCCACCUCCCUUCGCAUCGGACGAUACAUCUGGAUCGGCACUGCCCUCCUCGGUACAGUUGGUUGGCUCUUUGCCAGCGGGGUGGUGAGCAUCGAUUUCAGUGGUGAGGAAGAGGAGGGUGAGGAGGUUGUUGAGCUGGAUGAGGAGGAGGAGAUGGAGAAGCUGGAGAAAGAGUUGGAGGACGUCGAGGGAGAAGAAGAGGAGGAGGAGGAAGAGGAAGAGGGAUGGCGCUUCGCCCGGGGUGGUGGGGAGGAUGACGACGAUGACGAUGAGGAUGAUGAGGAUAUCAUCCUCGAUCUGGACGACGAUGAUGAUUAUGACGACUAGCCCACUCGCACCACUCACGCACUCAAUCCCAGCAUCAUCUUGAUAUCGUAUCCC
This is a messenger RNA of Jaminaea rosea, 1680 nucleotides long. RefSeq lists its product as hypothetical. The record is from RefSeq and is a predicted model, not a curated record. The transcript is spliced from 2 exons. NCBI's taxonomy places the organism in Eukaryota, Fungi, Basidiomycota, Exobasidiomycetes, Microstromatales. The coding region runs from base 37 to 1626 and encodes 529 amino acids.